UUUUUCCGCAUUCUUUCUCCGCACUGCGGCCCGAACCUUACUCGCUACCGACGGACUGGAACUUACUAGGCGCCUAGUAAAAGUAUAAAUAAUGGCUGACGACGCAGAUGGUGUUAUUAGAUCCUCGGCGGCUAGUUGGUUUUCCUCCGACGUCCCAGGCGCCGAGGGACCUGGAGGUUGGCGUCUUGAUGUUGUUACUCUACUUGCGGUUAUUGGCGAGUCUUCCAUAGCGGAACACUGUCAAACUAUCACCGCCAGCAUCUUCUGCCUCCUUCCACGCAUCAUCCCCGCUCCGCAGGCAUUCCUAAAACCUUCCCGCCCCGGUCGAUUACCCGAGACCACGGCAAAAUUGACCGGUGUCUACAGCGGUGUUGUCCUCGACACCGUGGGAUUCUUCGCUAAUAUCAUCCACCCCCUCGACGAGUUGCAGCCGUUUGCCUUCCGAGUCUUGCAUAUCACCCAUACCGACCGGAAUAACGCCGGUGGCACCGAAGUCCCUAGAAUCAGAAAUAGAACGACCUUACUUGAAAGAAUGCGUACAAAUGGAAAGUCUGCUACUCCUUCUUCGUAUGAACUCCGUACUCUACCACGAGGUCCUCCGGCAGAUCGCAAUGCGCCGAUAGACACGGGAAACAGCAACGACAUCGAGGCUGGACCAUCACCUGGCCUAAAUAGGCGGGCGACGAUCAAAGAGAAAAUCCAAGAUUUUGCGGCCAACCCGACGCUUGCCAAUAACAAGAAGCGGCCUGCAAUCCCUGCUACCCUAUAUUCGCCCGUCCACGUCCUCUCAUUAUUUUCUCUGUUAUUGACGUGCGGUAUCAUCGCCCUCGCGGCCGUACUCGAGGAUGGGACUGCCAUCCUCGCCGUUACCCUCAUCUCUUUUGCGAGCUCCAUCGUUGGCUGGGCUUCAUGGUGGAAGCCUAUUCUGAUGAAUCGCAGUCACACUAAUACGGUGCCCGACGGUGAUGUGAUCAUUCGCACACGGGAGGGCGCAUUCCUCCUUAUCAAAUGUACCGAAGAAGUAGCGCGUGAGCUCUAUUCAGGCACGGAGGAAUGCGAGUACCACGUUAGCGGAAGCGCUUAUAGGGUGCUCAUGGGAUUUGGAACCUGUUUGCUAAUGGUAUCUGUCAUCCUCCUGGGCAACUGCAAAUGGUGGUCUCAAGUCUUCAUCGGUGUUAGUUACAUCGUGUUGAAUGGGCUCUACUGGACCAUGGGGUUGAUCCCAAAACGCUUCUUCUGGGACUUGAGCCGCUAUCAAAUCAGAGACAUAACUCCCAGAGAAGCACAGAACGCACACACAGAGACCUCCAGCGAUCCGCGCGAAGGGGUCAAAAGCUACACGCGCACUCUAUGGUACGCGAUCCGCGAAACCAAGCGUACCGCCUGGGUCAACAGGAGCGGCGCGGCUCCCGACACGCCGCAGUGGCGCAAAUGGCUUGCGGAGGCCGAGGAGGCUGCGAUUUUGAAUAACAAGGACUGGACCUCCGUUGCUCGUAAGGACGUGAUUAUGAAGAUGACAGAGAGCGAACUCAAUGAGAAGGAUGCUUCGGCCCCCGAGGCGACUCGAAUAUUUGACCAGGCGGAGCAAGCGGCACCGAUGACCCAGGUACAACCUCGAGACCGACGCCCUGCCGACGGUACUCUAUAGGCCGUCUUGCGCCAAUCAGCGGGCUUCUACCUUUUUGGAAUAGUCAAUGCGUUGGAUAUACCCCUUUAUAUUUACGAUCGAGUUGCUGAUAUCAAAACCUUUACAUCUCAU
Molecule: messenger RNA, 1759 nt
Organism: Daldinia caldariorum
Lineage: Eukaryota; Fungi; Ascomycota; Sordariomycetes; Xylariales; Hypoxylaceae
Exons: 1
Coding region: 92-1648 (518 amino acids)
Source: RefSeq, a predicted model, not a curated record